Messenger RNA from Myotis lucifugus (little brown bat), 1625 nucleotides. It is a transcript of the gene DEDD, whose product is annotated as death effector domain containing. The coding region runs from base 183 to 1139 and encodes 318 amino acids. Gene Ontology annotation, cellular component: nucleolus. Gene Ontology annotation, molecular function: protein binding; DNA binding. Gene Ontology annotation, biological process: apoptotic process; extrinsic apoptotic signaling pathway via death domain receptors; regulation of apoptotic process. Lineage: Eukaryota; Metazoa; Chordata; Mammalia; Chiroptera; Vespertilionidae. The record is from RefSeq and is a predicted model, not a curated record. The transcript is spliced from 4 exons.
GCACCAGGCAUCUAGUUUUUAAAUAAAGAAUUACUAAGCACUACACUGUGCCAGGCAUUGUGUUAGCACUGGGAAUGCAGGAAUGAAUAACUCACAGGUUCUUUCGGCGUCCUUACAGUGUAGUGGGGAUUGCAGCUGCCGAGCAGGGAUUCUGGGAAGCAUUGCGCACCUGAGCCCCCAGCAUGGCGGGCCUGAAGCGACGGGCGAGCCAGGUGUGGCCAGAAGAGUGUGGUGAGCAGGAGCACGGGCUGUACAGCCUGCACCGCAUGUUUGACAUCGUGGGCACCCACCUGACACACAGAGAUGUGCGCGUUCUUUCUUUCCUCUUUGUUGAUGUCAUUGAUGAACAUGAACGUGGCCUCAUCCGAAAUGGACGUGACUUCUUAUUGGCGCUUGAGCGCCAGGGCCGCUGUGAUGAGACUAACUUCCGCCAAGUGCUGCAGCUGUUGCGCAUCAUUACUCGCCAUGACCUCCUGCCCUACGUCACCCUCAAGAGGCGGCGGGCUGUGUGCCCUGACCUUGUAGACAAGUAUCUGGAGGAGACAUCAAUUCGCUAUGUGACCCCCAGAGCCCUCAGUGAUCCAGAACCAAGGCCUCCCCAAUCCCCUAAAACAGUGCCUCCUCACUAUCCUGUGGUGUGCUGCCCCACUUCAGGCCCUCAGAUGUGUAGCAAGAGGCCAGCUCGAGGGAGAGCCACACUUGGGAGCCAGCGAAAACGCCGAAAGUCAGUGACACCGGAUCCUAAGGAAAAGCAGACAUGUGACAUCAGACUGCGGGUUCGGGCUGAAUACUGCCAGCAUGAGACUGCUCUGCAGGGCAAUGUUUUCUCCAACAAGCAGGACCCACUUGAGCGCCAGUUUGAGCGCUUUAACCAGGCCAACACCAUCCUCAAGUCCCGGGACCUGGGCUCCAUCAUCUGUGACAUCAAGUUCUCUGAGCUCACCUACCUCGAUGCAUUCUGGCGCGACUACAUCAAUGGCUCGCUCCUAGAGGCACUGAAAGGCGUCUUCAUCACAGACUCCCUCAAGCAGGCUGUGGGCCACGAAGCCAUCAAGCUGCUGGUGAACGUGGAUGAGGAGGACUACGAGCUGGGCCGGCAGAAACUCCUGAGGAACUUGAUGCUGCAGGCCUUGCCCUGACCUUCCCUCCUGGGACUGGUCCCAUCACUCACCUCUGGAGCGUACAUACUGUUCUGGGGUUUUUUCUCUCCCCUUCCAACCAAUCACACCCCUGCCUUUUUUUUUUUUUUUUUUUUUAAGGAAAAGACAAAGGAAAAUGGAAGUGGUGUUUCCCACCCCUCCCUACACCCAUGUGCCUGGGCUUCCCUGUUUCCCUUUCCACUCACCCCCCGUGUGUCUGCAGCCGCCUUUACUACUGAGCCGCGAGGUAGAGGUGUAGGGAGAAGCGAAGUCUGUGGGACAGUCUGUAAGGGACGUCAGUGAACACUGCGUGUGGGUGCGCUGAGGGCUGUCAGUGCUUCUGGCUUUAUGAGGCUCUUACAUUUUGUCUGAAAACCAAAGGGCUGUGAGUAAGGGAGCUGUGUUGUGUGGAAGGUGAGACUCUGAAGUGUAUUUUGGAAAUUAAUCACCACCCUCUCCCAAAUUAUAGACUUUUUAAAAAAGAAA